AUGCAGCGAGUACAUGUAGAUUGUGGAGAGACGUAUGCACCGACUGUAGUAGCGAUUUCUAGCGUUCGCUUGUUGGCAGCGAUGGCGUGUGAGCAAAAUCUUUCUCUUCGUCAUUUCGACAUCAAGCAAGCGUUUGUCCAGUCGGAUUUGGGUGAGGAUGUUUUCAUGCGUCUGCCAGAGGGAUGUGGUAGAUUGUCAGGGAUGAUAGUGAAGUUGAACAAGAGUCUGUAUGGCCUUAAACAGGCAUCAAGGCAAUGGCAUUCACACUUGGCGAGGUGUUUGAUUUGUUUGGGUUUUAUUCAGUGUUUGGCGGAUACGUUUGUGUUUCGGUUGAUCGAGGAGGGAAGAGUGGUAGUGACUCUGGUAGUACAUGUGGAUGGCAUAUUUUCGAUUGGAGAGGAGGAGAGGUGUGACCAAUUUGGUAGGGAACUCAACACGAUGGUACCGGUGAAGAAUCUUGGUGACUUGAGGUGGUACUCUGGAUGUUUUUAUGAGGGAUUGGGAUGCAGGGACUUUGAAGAUCUCGCAGCAGACGUACGCUGAAGAGUGGGGGAUGGAGUUGGGGUAGAGUACGGGAAGGAAAUUCCUCAUCCUGUAGGGUUGAAGCUUUCUGAGUUUGACCAGGAUGAGGAAGUUGUUUCAUGGCCUUUUCGCGAGCUGAUAGGAUCACUGAUGUGGCUGGCAACGCAAACGAGGCGAUAUCGCGAAUGCAGUAAGACCNUGGGAUGCAGGGACUUUGAAGAUCUCGCAGCAGACGUACGCUGAAGAGUGGGGGAUGGAGUUGGGGUAGAGUACGGGAAGGAAAUUCCUCAUCCUGUAGGGUUGAAGCUUUCUGAGUUUGACCAGGAUGAGGAAGUUGUUUCAUGGCCUUUUCGCGAGCUGAUAGGAUCACUGAUGUGGCUGGCAACGCAAACGAGGCGAUAUCGCGAAUGCAGUAAGACCGGUAGCACGGUACUGUGCUUCUCCCAAAGAAAUUCAUUGGAGAGCAGGUCUUGGCAUUUUGGGGUAUGUGGUAUGGCGUUUCAUGUUGCCAGAAGCAGAUGUGCCGUGUAUUCCGGUAUUCGAGGAUAACCAGGGGGCUAUUCAGUUGGCGCAGAACCCGAUUAGAAACAGUAACUCGAAGCACAUCAACGUUAGGCACCACUUUUUACAGGGAACUGGUAGGCAGGAUGGAGAUUUCGAUUUUUCACGUGGAAUCAGCGUAUCAACAUGCUGACUUCCUCGCGAAGGCACUUCACGUCGGAGAUUUUGAGUUUCAUCCUAAUUUCGUGAUGAGUGUGGCACAGGAACGGUAGAUUUUGAUUUACUUGUGUUUGAUCAAAGAACUAGGGUGGCAUUGUUUUACAUUUUUGCCUAUGGUCUUCUCAAUGAAUGGUGGUCUAGGAUGGGGGGCAAUUGGAUCGCUAUGAUUAUCGAAAAACUACAACUGGAAUGAUCGGGGAUGGAAAUAUAUUUCUAGCCCAGAAGGCUAUUGUUGCAGGUUUGAGGUGUGUUUUGGAUUAUAUUCUUGUGUUUUGGAGUAGUUACUGAAAGAUCAUGAAGACAUGGUAUAGUCACAAGCAGGGGGGCUGAUAGA
Ectocarpus sp. CCAP 1310/34 is the source of this 1576-nucleotide messenger RNA. Lineage: Eukaryota; Phaeophyceae; Ectocarpales; Ectocarpaceae. The record is from the annotation of a GenBank genome assembly.